This is a messenger RNA of Myxocyprinus asiaticus (Chinese sucker), 2771 nucleotides long. Its product is annotated as transcription factor HES-5-like. Lineage: Eukaryota; Metazoa; Chordata; Actinopteri; Cypriniformes; Catostomidae. The transcript is spliced from 2 exons. The coding region runs from base 20 to 499 and encodes 159 amino acids. Gene Ontology annotation, biological process: regulation of transcription by RNA polymerase II; regulation of neurogenesis; anterior/posterior pattern specification. The record is from RefSeq and is a predicted model, not a curated record. Gene Ontology annotation, molecular function: RNA polymerase II cis-regulatory region sequence-specific DNA binding; DNA-binding transcription factor activity, RNA polymerase II-specific; protein dimerization activity. Gene Ontology annotation, cellular component: nucleus.
CAAGCUGUUUAGAAAGAAUAUGGCACCGCAUUCAGUUACAAUCGCCUCUUUUGACCAUCUUCAUUUCAGCGAUAAGGACAAAAUAAAGAUGAGGAAACCAAUCGUUGAGAAGAUGCGGAGAGAUCGCAUCAACAGCUGCAUCAACCAGCUCAAAAGUCUGUUAGAGAAGGAAUUCCACAGCCAUGACCCCAACACCAAACUCGAGAAGGCCGAUAUCCUGGAGAUGACCGUCAGCUUUCUAAAAAAGCAGCUGCAGAUCCCAGCAGCUCUGGCUCAGAGGGAUUAUAAUGAAGGAUACUCUCAUUGCUGGAGGGAGUUUAUGCAAUUCCUCACUCUUCACUCCACCGGAGGAGGAUCUGGCCGGGAGUUCCAGCAUCUUCAUAAUGCCCAACGAGCAAGCCCAGCUGUCAACGCCACUCCAUCAGCACACUCUUCUAAACUGAGCGCAGUCAGUCUGCAGCAGCCUGACAGCAGGAGGCCCGUCUGGAGACCAUGGUAGAGAAGCUAAAGCCUGAGAUUUGAAAAUACCCGAGGGACAGUUGUGUCUCUCAUAAGUGUAGGAGAUAUUCAUUUCCAAAGUGUAAGUUUGUUAUAUCUUGUCUUCAUAUUGAUUGACAAAAACUUUAGAUGGACGUGUGUUUGUCAGUGGAAGGCGGUGCAUUUAAAUGUACAGCCUCUUGUUCUGAAUCAAUAGCUCUUAAUGUGAUUUUUACCACAUAUAUCAUCUUUUUUGUAAAUGUUAUUACAUUGUAUAUUGCUUUUUUAUAUUUGAAUGGACAUGCAUUUUAUUUAGGUUGACUCCAGUGGAGUUUGUGGUUUAUGUAUCAGACCUUUGACAAACACACUGGUACUGUACUUAAGAUUUUCUUCAGAGUUUGCGCUGAGAAUUUUGCAUUGUUUUUAAGGGAGGCUCAUUGUACCUUUUUUAAAAAAUUUUAUUGAACAUUCACAACAUUCAUAACAUUAUAAUAGAAUACAAUGUCAUACCUUUGACACAUACAGUACAAAUACAAACUAAAAAAUAAUAAUAAAAGGGCAUCACAAACAUAUAUCAAAAUCAUUAUAACAAUGACACAGUCUUACUGGCUUUCUUGUUUAUAGAAAAUCUUAUAGACUCAAAAUAAAUAAGGGCUGUUUGGAAAUGUGGAAAUAUUGGGUUUAAAAUCACUCCACUUAGUCUGAUGUAUAUAAUAUUGUCUUCAUCAAUGAUUUUUUUUUUUAUUGUAUGUUUUGGAAAUAUAAGCUCUUAUGCCAAAUAUCUUUUUCUGUUAAUAAAAUUAUACCAUGUCAAAUAACUUUUGCCUGUGUCACAGACUCUUGUUCUGUUCACUGUCAGAAUCUAAGCCUUGUUAUAUGAACUGCUUAAGUAAUUGGCACAAUAUGUGCAUGUUCUUGUCAGUAGUUUGGAAAGGAAGCAACUGCUAUUACAAUCAAAGGAAUUGUAACUGUAAAAUGACUGUUAACAAGUAAAUUAUUUUAACUAUAUGGAACAAAUGGACCUUAUUCAGAGUUGCGCCAUCUUGGAUUUUUGAUGGGAAUGACAACGAGGCUGUGAGGGAUAGACUAACAGCCUCUUCAAUGGGUUGUACAGUUGUUUAAAGUGUUUUGAAUCAUUCCGCUGUGAAAUAUUGGAAGAAAAAAUUAGGUCUGUGAAUAAGGUCUGUUCUCUUCAUCUCAGUGUGAGUGCAUGAACCAUUGACUUUGUUGACUAAACCUGUUACUUUACAAGAUCCGUCAUACCUUUGAGAUUGCAAGAAUGCAGGUUUAAACCCUUAAAUUGUCAUCAACUGCAUCUGUUUAAUUGCAAGUCACCCUUUAUAAAUGUUCUUUUAGUAUAAGAAAGAGAGUGUGAGAUAAAUUAUGUUAUUAAUUCUGUCAUUAUGUUUAUAAAAUGCUUUUAUAACAAUUGUUUUGCUUUAUUUUGAGAGCAAUUGUAUAAUUUGAACUCUGAAAUAACUCUAGACUAUGUCUAUAUUAGGUAUCUACCAGCACAGAUGCUGCUUUGGACAAAGCCAGUAAAUAGAAUAACACAGCCUCCCCUCUACAGGCACACUUCUAUUGUUCUGCCCUCCUGAGAAUAUCGCACUCACAAUGGGAAAGUAGUGUGGGAAACAGUUCCACACACCCAACCCACACGUUCCACAGUCAGUGGAGAUGACCUCCCUAACAACAGCAAGCCCUUUCAUCCUAUCUUCUUUUCCCAGGGGCUGAAGCAAGUGUGUGUGUCACUGAACAUUUGUGAAUGAUUAGAAGAGAUACAGUGGGGUUCAAAAGUCUGAGACCACUGGUGAAAAUGUUAUAUUAACAGCAUAACAAUUCAAUUUGAGCGAAAAGUUGAAGUAAAAAUAUAAACAUGAAUUUCAGAAUUUCUUAGUAUCUGGUAUGUCUUCCAUUUACUUUAAUGACAGCAUGCACUUGAGCUGGCAUAAACUCCACAAGUUUUUGCAAAACCUGAUGAUCCAUGUUAUCCCAGCAUUAUUUGAGAAUGUUCCAAAGAGCAUCUUGUAUGUUUCAACCGAACCAUUCGUGGCAUAGAAAUAAUGUAGAAUCUUAAAUGUUCCUUAUUCAUUUUACGUAAUAACGUUUCUUUUUUUAAAAAAAAUGUUUAAUCCUAAAACUUUGUUUAUUUCCAGGUUUAAGUUAGAUCUUGAAUCACAGACUUUCAAUGUCAUCUCACACUUUUGGAACCAACUGUACAAACCGAUAACUGAUACUAGAGCAAAAAAUAAAUAAAAUCUAUAUAUACAAAACAUACAGUAUUUACUGUACAA